CCGGUCACCUGAAAGUGGAAUUUUUAGAAAAAGUUCCAAAACAAACUGAUAUUUCGACCCAAAUUUCAAUUUUUUAUUGUUUCUUCUUGAUAAGAAUUGGUGUGCUACUAAAGCAAGGCGAGGUCAUACGGUUGGCAUUGUGAUUUAUGUUAUAUUGGUGAAAAUAAGAGCGUUAACUGAGUAUGAAACAGAGCCACUCCUCAAGGAAUGGGUGAAUUUAAGUAUGUGCGGCGAUAGAGCAGGUUACUCGAGGCUUAUCAGGCGACACAGAAUGGCACGACACGAGAAGGAGGUAAUCAGGGAAUUGACGCAUCUUAUCCAUACGAAGGGCAACUCUAUAUUAAGUGGUACCUGCAAACUUUCCCUGACAUCGGUAUCUCUCAGCAUCCUCAAUGAGCGCUUCAAACAACUGCCAGAGUAUGAUGGAAGUUCAAACAGCCAGAACACAGCCAGGACAGGCAUGGCAGAUUCCAUGGAAGAUAUCAAGUACUUGUUUGAUUUCUUGCAAAAGAUUACGUCACUCAAGGUGAUACAUGGCAGCAGUACAAUCCAAGGCCAGGUUCGUCUCCACCAGUUCAAAAAUCUGCAAUGUCUGGAGGUCAAGAAGGUCCCUGUGCAUCUCCUGGAAGGUCUCCAUCAUCUCCGGGCGACUUUACGGACUUUAAUCACAUCAAGAUGUCUGCAGAAUCUACAGGACUUGUUCGAGAGUUGCGGUGGUGAUAUGUCCUCGGCGCAGUCAUGGCCUCUACUCAAGACAGUGUGUCUGAGUAGCAAUAACUUGGAGGUGCUGGAUGGGUCGCUGCGAUUGGUACCAUCUCUUCAGGUUCUUGAUUUAAGUUUUAAUCAGAUGACAGCGACGGAUGAAUACUUAGAGUAUCCAACAGAACUGCUCCAUGUCAACCUUGCCUUUAACCGCCUCGAAGCGAUCCCGACAUUUGCACUUCGAGUGCAGCAUCAACUUCAGACACUUAUACUCAGGAAUAACAACUUAGACAAUAUCAACGGGAUCGAGGUGUUGGGUGAACUUCAUGAGCUGGACAUCUCCCACAACUGCUUCAGUGAUCAUGAUAAGCUGCACCUGCUGUGUUAUUUGCACAAAUUAAAAAAUUUGAAUCUCAGCGGUAACCCCCUGUGUUACCACACCCACCACAGACGACUUGCAGUGCAGUUUCUCUCUCCAAUAGCUGCACAGGAGGUAACGAAACAAAAUUCACAGAUAUUGGUGGAUGGAAAACCUGUCUCUUCCGUAGAGGCCCUGUACAUUCCAAAAAAUCCUGUCCACUACCGCAAGGGCUCACUUGUCCCAUCAGCAUUCGCCGACAUUCACUCCCGGGUGAACAGACAGCUGAGAAGCAGUGCGAGGAACUCGCCGAACAUCCAAGAAGAGUCUGAAGGGGAGACCUCGACGUCAGUGUCAAGUCGAGGCAAGAAGAGUAAAAAGAAAGCUCGAAGGGCUGUCAUUUCGGACUUCGAAUCUAGUACUGAUUAUUCUUCAAGAGAGACUUCCAGAGCGACAACUCCCAGGUCACCGUACAGUGAACCUCAGUCAGACGCUAGCAGUAUCAAGAACGGGUCAGACGGAGCUCUAACCCGGGAGGAGAUAGCGACAACAAGGAAGCAACUGGGACCAGGUUGGUUGGUGUCUUUAACAGCAAGGCAGGACCAUUAUCAAGAACAAAAACAAGAGAACAGUUUUGAAGGACCUGUCCAAAACGGCAAAACCCACGAUGAUUAUUUCCUAAAUGAUGACAUGACUACCCCAACUCUACCUCAGACGGACGAAGACGACGGCAUUGUUGUAAUUCUGCCAAACGAGGGCGUGCAUGCAGUGCCGGAGAAGAAUGACGUGGAUGCAGUGCCAUCUGGGCUACGGAUGCAGAGGUCAACAUCGUCUGGGAUGGCAUGGGACGAUGGAGGGGAGGAGGCAGAAGAGGAACCCACUGAGGGGGAGCCGUUUAUCAUCAAUCUGAAUGACGAAGAGAACACGCAGAUCAUCGUGAUCCUGGGCGAUCGCUUCUUGUGGGAGAAAGGUAUCACUGGAGAUGUCUUGGAGAAGUUAGACCUGAAGCUGCUACUGACGAUAGAGAAAUGUGAAACUAAUGGCAGUGACUUUGCCGUCAAGUUGACUUUCGAGUACCUACGUCGGGAUCGCCAGGGACGGUUGUACCUCCUCGAGAAUGAGGAACAGCAGGCCUUAUUCUGCCAGCAUCUGGAUGGACACUUGGAGGCCAAACAGGAGGCGAAUAAGCAUAAGGACAUGCUGCAUUGUUUGAAGUGUGAGGCACAGUUCCACAAAUCGCUGAGCAUCAUGGGAACAGAUGAAUUUGAAUUCCACGAGGAUGGGAAAGUGAAGGAUUCUGGUUACAAAUGUCCUCAAUGUCAGAGUACGAUGGUGGUCGAGUUGGAUGCAAAGCAGGUUGCGCAAUCACGUGGCGUCGGCAUGGAAACACCGGUUGGGUCGUUGAAGUCAUUGGAUGCAAAACUACCGCUGGCUGCAUCAUCUAAUCAUACGUCGCCCGUCAAAAUAGGACAGGACAUCACAGACGACAGCAGGGAUACAGACAGUUUCAAAUCCUGUGCUGGCACUUAUUCGUCAUUCAAGUCUGUUGGCGACACAACCCCCUCCUUGCCGAGCCCUAAAACGGACACGGACACUGAUACUUCGACACCUAAGUAUGUCACAGCCGACUCAAGCCUUGACGGUCGCAGCCCUAAUUUUUCAAAUUCCCUGCAGGAGGCAGCAGGUCGCGUUGUAAACAGUGUGCAAUAUGUCAAUAAAUCAGAUAGUAAACAAACUUUACCGAGGAAUAAGGCGGUACCGACGAGUUUAACAUUGACAAAGUCAGAUUCUGAAAUUGGGAGUUCGCCGAGGCAGAUUGGUCCAGGGCAUGGGUCCAGUUAUUGUCGUAACAGGAUCGAUUCGGAGGAGAGUGACAUAACUGUGAUUAGCAACCCAAGUCAGAGUAGUAUUGCGGUUUUGACGAACCCCAGCCAAAAUCUAGACAUCAAUGGGACGUUGACCGAGCCUUACAACAGUGGGAUACAGAAAGCGAUGACAAUGUCGCCGGUCUCCGGUCGCAGUCUGAGUAUGGACGCAGGGGCAGACUUGAUGAAGAACUUUGGCGAUGAACGGAAGGCGGAUAAAUCAGGGGAUGAAAUUGAUGGUGAUGUUCGGACGCCACACGGUUCGCUGACGACGAGAGCAGUCUCGAGCAUGAUCGAUUCCGUGUACGAGUUCAGUAAACGGUCUACUCCCGAUGCCGUUUCAAAUCGCAGUGGUCAGGCAUCGGAUAAUGUCUCGCGGACAUCAGGUGAUGAAAAUACAUAUGGUGCUGCUCUUCCCUCUGGUUUUCCUCGUGACUACAUGUCUAUAAAUAGCAAUCAUAACCCAGCAAGUCUAGACGGUUCCUCGUUCACGAGUUACAUCGCGGGGGAUUCAACAGAUUCAAGCCUAACAAAACAGGUUGCCGCGGGAACGAUUGUUUACAACUACGAGGACUACUCGCAGAUUGACCAUCGUCUGAAACUAUGGCUGACCAUGAACCUGUUUGAGGAUAAUGAGGAGUGUCAUGCAUUAUUGAGGUGUGGUGUUGUACAGUAUGCGAUUUCUGAUGAAUACCCAGCACUACUAGUCACCACGGAUAAGACAAUUUAUAUCAUCAAGAUAAUCGGGCCAGAAAAAGACGACCCCGCCAACUGGUUGAAGUGUACAGAGCAGCAGCCCAUCACGGAGCUCCAAUAUGUCGAUAUAGGAUACAACUACCAGUGCUUUAGGUUAGAGUUCAGCACUGACUUCUCCAGCUACACUUGUGUUGUUCGGGAUGAAAAGAGAUGCAAGCUGUUCAUCGCCACAUUCACUGGUGUGAUUCAGUCCGGCUCCCUCAGCACGCACAGCAAGCUCGAAGGAAUCACCAAAAACUUUGCGGAAACACUGGAAAAUCUCCGUGAGGAAGUUUUCCUGGUAUCGGAACCCGAGGACAGUUUCUUAGAAGAUGACCUGGAGGUCCGACAGUUUGUAGCUGGAUACCUUCAUGAAGAUGAAACAAAGGCGGAAAAAUCUAAAACGGAUUCGGCCGAGCCUUCUUCGAAACCAGUCACCAUCGUAACAACAAAAGCUCUCAUCUGCCUAGCCAAUCAGAAUUACCAAUGGCCAUUGCCGAGGUUGCAGGGACCGCUGAGUGAGGAUGUGAAAAAGACAGAGUUCUCUUUGAUCGACAAGAAGCAUGUGAAUGAAAUAGCACAAGUAAACAUGUACCUCGACAACCCAAACCUGCUGACCAUCGAAUUCUUCGAAGACGACAGCGACACAGCCGAGCUCUGUUGUUGGGAGGUUACCAUGGAAACUAAAGAGUCACUCGACUGUUUGGUGGAAUCCAUUAAAGAGCCGUGGGAGGAGGCAUUCAGUGUGCCAUUAACGAUUGUUCAGUUGACUUGCACCAUGUCCCCAGAAAGCUGACACAUUUGACUGGCAUGUCUGUCGAUCAGUUUGAUGUACACCCUGUACUUUGUAGGGGAGGAGUGGGUUGGUGGCAUCUCCGGGGGAGAUCUGAAAACUUGGGUAACAUGAUUUGCAGUUGUAGAAUUGAAGAGAAAAAAUAGUUAGUGUCGAAAGAUUCCUGUCACAGGCGUAAAAAGUGCUGAUACACUAAUUCUGCCUUUAAUAACCUUUGACAUAUUCGACAUAUGUUCGGAGGUUUGGUGCUAAUUUUUUGUGAUAUGAUAAUGAUGAACAACAGAGAAGAAAAACCUUUCAUGCCAUUAUUCCAGGUUGGUGAUGUUGCUAGUUUUGGGAGUGAUGAUGCUGGGAAGGCAGUCUAUCAUCCCAAAUUUGUGUAUAUGUUUAUAGAGGGACACUGUUCAUAAUUACUUGUGGUCAAGGAAAAUAGAAUAGGCAGUUAUACAUAAUACCUGUUGGUUGUUUUUCUUACGUAAAAGGUUCGUGACUCGCUGUGUCUCUUUGCAGAUUUGGUUGGACACUAUGCCAUUCCACCACUCGUUGCAAUCAGUCACACGAUCAAAUUAUAUUGUUAAAAGCAAUGAUGAGGCACAUUUGCCUCUGCCUCAUUAUGCCAUCAUUGUAAUUAGGCGUGACUCUUCAUUCCUCAUAAUGUAUAAAAUAAGAGUUUCAAAUAAAUUU
This is a messenger RNA of Lineus longissimus, 5137 nucleotides long. Its product is annotated as serine/threonine-protein kinase 11-interacting protein-like. Gene Ontology annotation, cellular component: cytoplasm. The transcript has 18 exons. Gene Ontology annotation, molecular function: protein binding. The record is from RefSeq and is a predicted model, not a curated record. NCBI's taxonomy places the organism in Eukaryota, Metazoa, Nemertea, Pilidiophora, Heteronemertea, Lineidae. Bases 224 to 4456 code for a protein of 1410 amino acids.